This is a messenger RNA of Bubalus bubalis (water buffalo), 2805 nucleotides long. It is a transcript of the gene ANXA11, whose product is annotated as annexin A11. Lineage: Eukaryota; Metazoa; Chordata; Mammalia; Artiodactyla; Bovidae. The transcript has 12 exons. The record is from RefSeq and is a predicted model, not a curated record. Gene Ontology annotation, molecular function: calcium ion binding; calcium-dependent phospholipid binding. Bases 1200 to 2081 code for a protein of 293 amino acids. Gene Ontology annotation, biological process: phagocytosis; cytokinetic process. Gene Ontology annotation, cellular component: cytoplasm.
UGGCCCUAAGGGCCUGAGACACGUGGCCUAGUGUCCCCUAGCAGGGAUGCGGGAGGGCUCAGCCCUGUAGGUCUGACUGUGGUUUUCAGAGUGUCGCUUUCUCACGGACUCCCCACCCCUGCUUGCGCUCCUGAGGGCCCAGGGAGCCGCUCUGCUUGUCCCAGCUUGGUUAGAGGGUCCCUGUGCGAGGCAGGUCUGAACGCUCCAGGUACUCUUCAUUCCUCUUGUGUUAUUUACUGCCUGGGUGUUGUGAGAACUGUCUCAAAAGGCCUUUGCCUAGUGGCCCUUAGUCUUUAAUCUCUGGAUGUGCCCUCCCAGACUCAAAACCAGCCCCUUUGAGUGUGGAAAAUUGUUGGCGGUUCUUUCAGGACUGCUCUUGGCUCAUUUUGGAGAGCAGUUCAUGUUUGCAGAGCCUAGAAUUCAUUGUCAUGGUUACACAGCCAAACCAGCCAAGCACAGGGCUAGUGGAAUGUGGUUGACUAAUAUUUUUAGUCAGAGGGUCCAUUCCCCUCCUUCCCCAACACCCACACAUCCCCCUACCCCUGCCCUGCUCUGCAUCAUCCCUCUCUGCCUUCCCCUCAUCUUUCUCUCAGCUUAUUUCCUCUGUUAAAGCCAGUUUGUCCUAGAUCAUCCAUCAAGGGAGAGUUUAGGCAGGAAAAAUCCAGUGUGCUUGGAGCAUAGCCGUCAUUUGAGGAAGAAGUCCAGCAGGCAAGAAGGUCAUAGAGUCCAGAACACAGUGCCAGGAAACCAGAGUGAAUCCAGGAGGUAGCCGGUCUGCAUGUACCAUCGUGAAGGCUGGACACUUGAAGGCAUCCCGGAGGAACACCUGUUUCUGAUGUGCACAGAGUGGGCUAAGCAGGCCUGUUAGGGGAGCCCUGAUGUGCAGUGCUGAGGCCUUGAGGAGAGGCUGGAAUCCUGUUCUGAGGCCUCCCCUUCAUCUGGAGCCCUGGCCUGGAGGACCCGGGCAUAGGGUAGAUUUUCAGCAUCAGGACUCAGCUCUAGGUAGGCUCCUCGCCAUGGGAGCCCGGCAGAUGCUUCAGUGCCAGGACACAAGGACAGGCGAUGGUCACAUUAGGCCGACUCAGUGUUGAGUCUCCUGUGCUGUCAACUGCAGGCUCCUUCAGUUUGGAAACCGAGGCACCAUCACAGAUGCAUCUGGCUUUGACCCCCUGCGAGACGCUGAAGUCCUGCGGAAGGCCAUGAAGGGCUUUGGGACUGACGAACAGGCCAUCAUUGACUGCCUGGGUAGUCGCUCCAACAAACAACGGCAGCAGAUCCUCCUGUCCUUCAAGACAGCAUAUGGGAAGGAUUUGAUCAAAGAUCUGAAAUCUGAACUGUCAGGAAAUUUUGAGAAGACAAUCUUGGCUCUGAUGAAGACCCCUGUCCUCUUUGAUGCUUAUGAGAUAAAGGAAGCUAUCAAGGGGGCAGGCACUGAUGAAGCCUGCCUGAUUGAGAUCCUGGCCUCCCGCAGCAACGAGCACAUCAGGGAGCUGAACAGACUCUACAAGACAGAGUUCAAAAAGACCCUGGAGGAGGCCAUUCGGAGCGACACGUCAGGGCACUUCCAGCGGCUCCUCAUCUCUCUCUCUCAGGGAAACCGGGAUGAAAGCACAAACGUGGACAUGACCCUUGUCCAGAGAGAUGUGCAGGAGCUCUAUGCAGCCGGGGAGAACCGCCUGGGAACAGAUGAGUCCAAGUUCAAUGCAAUUCUGUGCUCCCGGAGCCGGGCCCACCUGGUGGCAGUUUUUAACGAGUAUCAGAGGAUGACAGGACGUGACAUUGAGAAGAGCAUCUGCCGGGAGAUGUCCGGGGACCUGGAGCAGGGCAUGCUGGCUGUGGUGAAAUGUCUUAAGAAUACCCCAGCCUUCUUUGCUGAAAGGCUCAACAAGGCCAUGAGGGGAGCCGGAACCAAAGACCGGACCCUGAUCCGCAUCAUGGUGUCUCGCAGCGAGAUCGACCUCCUGGACAUCAGAGCGGAGUAUAAGCGGCUGUAUGGCAAGUCGCUGUACCACGAUAUCACGGGAGACACUUCAGGGGAUUACCGGAAGAUUCUGCUGAAGAUCUGUGGUGGCAAUGACUGAGCAGUGGCUGGUGGGUCACUUCUGUCCACCUGCUGGCAACAGCAAUGCCAGGAAAAGGCCAAAAGAAUGUUUGUCUGUUUCUAACAAAUCUACAGAGUAGCCCCCAGGUGUCACAGUUCAGACCAACUGUAGAGCCUUGGCCCCAUCUCCUCCCCCGCCCUUGAUCCGUGCAUUGUGCUUGUGCCCGAGAACCUAGUCAGUCUCGAACUCUCUCAGGACGCCUCCUCCCCAUCCUGACCCCUCACAGCCUCUUGCAGCUAAAGUAGAUGUUUUGUUUCCUGACUCAUGCAAUCAUUCCCCUUUGCUUAUGGCUGAAACUCUUGGCUUCCUUCUAGUCAUGUGAUUUUGUAUGUUUAGAGGUUUUUUUUUUUUUUUUUAAUAUAUAGUUGCAGACAGUUGCAUACACAUCUUUGCUGCAUACAAAGUUUGGAUAAAAGAGGUGGGGGGUUGGAGUGCCAUGUCUUCACUGAGGAGUAAAAGGGAAAACCUUUCAGGGUAGACUCUGCAUCUGGUUAAAAUGUGUCAUGAGCUUUGUUAUUGCCAAACUCACUCCUUUUUAGAAAAGAAAAGGCCAGAAAGUCAUCUGUUCUUUCUUCUACACAAACCACAAGAACAAAGCCAGCUCCCUGCCAGUGACAGGGCUUCUUGUAAUUGAGAAUGUGCCUUAAACCUGAAUGUUGAUGGCCAAAUGCUGUUUCCAAAUUAAAGUCAGCCAGCUCUGGAA